This is a messenger RNA of Opisthorchis viverrini, 582 nucleotides long. RefSeq lists its product as hypothetical. NCBI's taxonomy places the organism in Eukaryota, Metazoa, Platyhelminthes, Trematoda, Opisthorchiida, Opisthorchiidae. The record is from RefSeq and is a predicted model, not a curated record. The transcript is spliced from 4 exons. The coding region runs from base 1 to 582 and encodes 193 amino acids.
AUGUUGCGACAUAUGAAAAGAGAUUGUGUAUCGGAUAAAAACAAAGUUAAACUUCAAUGCUACGUCAGUGUCAGCGUUGGAAUUUGCAAUUAUUGUGACCGUCGCGGAGGCUGGGAUGCAGAAGCAAUCGAACACCCCGCCGCGUUGCAACGGCGCGAAGGAAUGAGUGAAAUAGCCCACGGAAGGCCGCCUCAUGUUUCAGUUGCAACUAUAAUCAACAUUUCGCAGUACAUGUAUAUUCGUACUGCACUACUCACAAGGUUGCUGGAAAUUCUUCGACAGCCCACAGCCGGUUUUUGCCCUUCUUGGGGCUCAUCAGGUAGGCGCAUUCCCCGAGUUUUCGUGCAGUACACUCAGUUGCCUGGAAACAUCACAAAUGAUAGAUUCAGUUGGGUUCCGGGUGGGUCUUCCACAAAACCAAAUUUGUUUGCAAAUGAGCUUGGGCAACCUGGCAGUAUCCCAGCCCUCGUGCUUCCUUCGGGGAGCAUGGCAGCUGGGCACCGGAAGGGUGUUACAACUGGACGAAAGCGGACUGGAGCAUCUGGAUUUCAAAGCAUGAGUAUCAACCCCGAUGCAUAUUGA